AGCCUCCAUUGUUAUGGGUCCUCCAUUUCGCUGAAAAUAGAUCUCUCCGUAUCUCUUUGUCCCCUCACUUGCUUCUGUUGCUUCUCUUUAUUCAUUUCCUAGGGUUUCGUUCCGUCUUCAAGAGCGAACGAGCUAAAGAUUUGAUUGAAGCCGUGAUCGAAAGUCGAGGAGAUUCCGUUUAUUCGAUCGAUCAAGAGUGAGAUAAUCCUUGUCAUGGCUGGAAUUUGCUGCGGCGUGGUCGGGGAGAGCGAGCCGUCGGCUCCGGCGGAGCCGAGCUCCCGGGGCUCGAGGCUGCGGAUCCUGGACCCUCUGCCGUUCAAGUUCGUCGCCGACAGGGCCGUGCCGCCUCUCUCGGAGAACGGCCGCAAGAGGCAUAGGAUCGAGGUAUUGCCCAGCGAGGGAAUCGAGGGUCGCAAGCCGAGGAAGGCCAGGGUCGAAGAGGAGAAAGUGAAAGGGGUGGCCGACAUCAAGGUCGCGAGGACGGAUGGGUCGUUGAAUUCGAGGGAGAACGUGCAAGUUGAGCCGCAGGAGUGCCCUAAGUUCGGGUUGACUUCGGUCUGUGGCCGUAGAAGGGACAUGGAAGACGCCGUUUCCGUCGCGCCUUCGUUCUGCAGCGAAAGUCGGCAGAAACCUAACGGAUUGCAUCUCUUCGGCGUCUUCGACGGCCAUGGUUGCUCUCAUGUUGCUAUCAAGUGUAAGAAGCGGCUGCACGAGAUAGUGAGGGAGGAGAUCGGGAGAUGCAAGGAGUCCUCGGUGCAGUGGAAAGAGGCGAUGGAGCGAAGCUUUGCCAGGAUGGACAACGAGGUGGAGUGGAGCGACGUGGCCAAGACCUCGAAUUGCCGGUGCGAGCUCCAAACUCCGCACUGCGAUGCCGUUGGAUCGACGGCCGUCGUCGCGAUCGUUACGCCGGACAAGAUCAUCGUCGCCAACUGCGGCGAUUCGCGUGCCGUCCUCUGCCGCAACGGCGUCGCCAUCCCCCUCUCAUCCGAUCAUAAGCCGGAUCGACCGGACGAGCUGGAGCGGAUCCAAAACGCCGGUGGCCGGGUCAUCUACUGGGACGGAGCGCGUGUUCUCGGAGUUCUUGCCAUGUCGAGAGCCAUCGGCGACAACUACUUGAAACCGUAUGUCAUACCCGACCCGGAGGUGACGAUAAUGGAUCGGACGGCCGAGGACGAGUGUCUGAUCCUGGCGAGCGAUGGGCUGUGGGAUGUGGUCUCAAACGACACGGCAUGCGGCGUGGCCCGAAUGUGCCUGCGGGCGCAGAGGCCGCCCUCGCCGCCGCGAUCGCCGGGCUCCGACCUGGCGGUGGGCGCCAACGCGGAGAGUUCGGACAAGGCGUGCUCUGAUGCCUCGAUUUUGCUGACGAAGUUGGCUCUGGCCAGGCACAGCACGGACAAUGUGAGCGUCGUCGUGGUUGAUUUGAAGAGAGACCGCUAACAACAAUGGCCCGGCGCUCCUUUUCCGUUUUGCUUUAAUUAGGCCGUGCCGAUAUUUUACUACAGCAUCGUAGAUCGACCAUGGAGUGACCCAAAAAAGAGAAGAUUUCGAGUUGUUCCAAAAUUGUAAUUAAACUCCUAAACUAGGGGGGAUGUAAUUGGUUUUUUCCACAUCUGGGUGAAUGACAAAAUGGCAAUUACCCGAGUGAAAAAGACCCAAUUAA
Messenger RNA from Rhodamnia argentea, 1660 nucleotides. Its product is annotated as protein phosphatase 2C 37-like. Lineage: Eukaryota; Viridiplantae; Streptophyta; Magnoliopsida; Myrtales; Myrtaceae. Gene Ontology annotation, cellular component: nucleus; cytosol. The transcript is spliced from 4 exons. Gene Ontology annotation, molecular function: cation binding; protein serine/threonine phosphatase activity. The record is from RefSeq and is a predicted model, not a curated record. Bases 214 to 1437 code for a protein of 407 amino acids. Gene Ontology annotation, biological process: protein dephosphorylation.